AACUCUGUUUUAUCUUCAUGGGAGGUAAUCCAUUUGUUUACGUCCUGCGUUCGUUUCGUCAUUUGACACAGAUGUUCAUUCUUAAAACCCAUAAGUAAAGUUAUAUUCAAGACUAUGGAUGACCCCUGGGGCGAUGAUGACGACGAUGGCAUACUGGCACAAGCAGUAGAUAAAGUGGAGGAAGUUUUCUUUGCUGAAGACGACGACGAUGACUGGCUCUUGUCACAAAGUCUCGCUGAGGUGGAGGAACAGCUCCAGCUCGAUACGUCACAUUCGCACAGCUCCCAGACAGAUCACCAGCGUAGCAACAGGGUGCCACAAACGAACUCAGCAAUAUCAGCAAGGUCAGAGAGUCAUUUCUCAAAGGACACUUAUUAUCUCAAUCCAGAGUAUGAGAAAGGAGCUUUGCAUUUAACAAACAGUCAACAAAGAUCAUCCCAUGAUCUACCUUCGAGCACUAUUACUUCAAUGUAUAAAACUAGUACACCAAAUUCAAAACAACCAUCUCCACCAUCAACAUCAGGGAUGAGAAAAAGUGUGAGCAAUUCAAAUAACAUGCUAACUAAACCUAGUUCAUCCCAUAGUACUACAUCAGACAGUAAGGGCCAACAACAGAAAAAGAUGCAUAAAACUCAAAAGACAUCAGUAUCAGAGACAUUUCCCAAAAGAAGUCAACAGCAUUUUGAGAAAAACAUUUUUGACCAGAAAUGUGGUGUACAUGAUGUAGCUGCAGGUUUAACCAAAGAACCAGACUCGUGUUCAGAGUCUGGGGGUGGUGCAGAAGGUUUAGGGCCUCUGUCCGGGACAUCUGGGAACAGGAACUCCGGCAAGGAUAUGGAGGAGGAGCUGCAGAAGCAAAAGCAGUCUCUGGAGAGGGUGAAGAAUACCUUGGACAGUGAACUGCAGUGCAGUAUCUGUAAUGAGCUGUUUGUACAGGCAACAUCUUUAAACUGUGCCCAUGCCUUCUGUGCCCUGUGUAUCAGUCAGUGGAUGAAGACAAGCAAAAAUUGCCCAAUGUGUAGGACCAACAUCACAUCCAAGAACAGAAGCUUAGUUCUGGAUAGCUUCAUUGAUAAGAUGUGUGAGCAGCUGGGUGAAGAGAUGAGGGAAGACAGGAAAGCUCUUUUAGUAGAGCGCAAAAAUGAACAAGCAAAAUUUGACGAUGCUAAUCCUCCACACCACCAGCCUUCACGAGGACAAACUAGAACUGCAAGUCCACCUCAUACUCGAUAUGAUCGGCCCUGGCAACACCAUGAUGAUACAUCAUCAAUAUCAUCUUUUACGGACUCAGAUUAUUCUGAAGAAUAUUGGUCGUUAAAUAAUAGAAAUUUUGAGAGAGACAGGAGAGACAGUGAUUCAUGGUACUCCACAGACAGUUCAGCCACUGAUUUCAGUGACCAUAGUCCUCGCUCAAGACAACGACGUAGGGAUAUGAGGCAUCGAGAAAGGAGGAGGACGCGUCAGCAUCGACGAGGCAGACACAGCAAUAGUGACAGCUCAAUGAGUACUGGGAGAAGGGAGGAUUGGAGGAGAAGGCGGAGGAGGGAAGAGGAGAGGAGACAACAGACAGAUGAGCAUAGUGAUGAGGACAGUGGUGACUCACAUGAUGAAGAAUCUUUACAUGGGAGAGACAGAAGACGAGGAGGACGAAGAAGAAGAGCUAGAAUAGAAAGUAGCAGUGAAGACAGUGAUUGGGAGAAUGAUAGACAUGCUACAGUUAGACAUACUAGAAGAAGGAAUAGUCAUGACAGAGAAAGGAGCAGAAGUAGAGAAAGGAGCAAUAACAGAAGACAAGGCCAUGCCCAGAGGAGAAUCAUAAGGUCAGAUGAUGAGGAUGUGGACAAUGGAGGCAGAGGUGGGAGAGCAUCCCAUCAACACACUGACAAUGAUGGCAGUUAUCAGUCCACCACUACAGCCUCUAGUCAGGGCUCUACAUCAUCUACAGCGUCAGUUCCAGGGACUAGCAGGGUGAGGCCAACCAGAGCUUCAACCAGCUAUGGUAGAGGUGGACAGCCCAGGAGAACUCAACUGAUCAACCCGAGGCCAGAAUCCAGACGCUCUUUUUAUGGAGGGUAUGGAAAGUGCUAUAAAUGCGGGAGAUCUGGACAUUGGGCAAAUGGGUGUUCAUACAGAUGAGUGAGGAGAGUUGCCAUGGUUGCAGCCUGAUUUGAGGAUCUGAAGUCACACCUGAAGAUGUUCACAGUUCUUCGUGACUUGGAUGCGCCAUGAUAUCUUGAUAUCAGUACAGCUUAUAGUAGCUUAGUUUUUUGUCAUGUCACUCCACGAUGUCACAGAAUAUUCAUAUCAUGCAGUGGUCAUUGUGGCAGAAUAACCAUGUCAUGCAGUGGUCAUUGUAGCAGAAUAACCAUGUCAUGCAGUGCACAUUGUCACAGAAUAAUCAUGGCAUGCAAUGGUCAUUGUGGCAGUAUAAUCAUGGCUUGCUGAGGUCAUUGUGGCAGAAUAACCAUAUCAUGCAGUUCAUAUUGUCACAGAAUAAUUAUGGCAUGCAGUGCAUAUUGUGGCAGUAUAAUCAUGGCUUGCAGAGGUCAUUGUGGCAGAAUAACCAUAUCAUGCAGUGCAUAUUGUCACAGAAUAAUUAUGGCAUGCAGUGCGUAUUGUGGCAGUAUAAUCAUGGCUUGCAGUGGUCAUUGUGGCAGAAUAACCAUAUGCAGUGCACAUUGUCACAGAAUAAUCAUGGCUUGCAGUGGUCAUUGUGGCAGUAUAAUCAUGGCUUGCAGUGGUCAUUGUGGCAGAAUAACCAUAUGCAGUGCACAUUGUUACAGAAUAAUUAUGGCAUGCAGUACAUAUUGUGGCAGUAUAAUCAUGGCUUGCACUAAGUUGCAGAGGUCAUUGUGGCAGAAUAACACCACAUCAUGCAGUGCAUAUUGUGGCAGCAUAAUCAUGGCUUGCAGAAUAAUCAUGUUCUAAAGUGGUAUCAUACUCAUUGUGUCGUGUUACACAAGUAUGAUCUAUUUUCCAAUCAACUGCUACACAUUGUCUGUGAUGAAUGUAGAUUAGGUGAAAUAAUUGUGUUUCCAAUUUGCUUGCAUCCUUCUUGCUGCAUUACUUCUGGAUUAGACCCAUGAAGAUCCUUGGUAAGAUAGGUCUUCAGCAACCCACUCUUGACGUAAAAGGCGACUAUGCUAGUCGUAAGAGGCGACUAACGUGAUCGCGUGGUCAGACUCGCUGACUUGGUUGAUGCAUGUCAUCGUAUCCCUAUAGCAUGGAAAGAUGGUCAUUGUGUUAAUCACUGGAUUACUUGUCCAGACUCGAUUAUUUAUUUACAGACCGCCGUCACAUAGCUGGAAUUUUGCUGAGUGCGGCGUUAAACAGAAAACAAACAAACAAACUUCUGGAUUAUUGAAACUGAAGCUCACCUGUUGAAAUUGUGGGCAUUUUCAUGAUCAAUGUCAUUAAAAUCCGAUCUGUCACGCAGAUACGUCACCUCUCUGCAUGACAAUCUGACAAACCCUCCAUUGAGGCCCUUAAUAAACUCUAAGGUUGCUAAAUUCGUAGUACAAGCGAACAAAGCAUUCAGAGAAGCAUGUCUGAUUUCUCCAUAACAAAUGUAAGUGGGCAGUUCAGAAUUUAAAAGAAUAAAGGCCAUGCUAACAUAUUGUUGUGGACAUGGAGGGUGUACAAUGGAGGGAAUAUUUGUGUUCUGUGUAGGUUUCUUUUAUUAAUAUCAAAAUUUCUGAGUCAUGAUGGUAAAGAAAGGAAACAAUUGUUUUUUAAGUCUGGCACCUGAUUCGCUCUAGAGUCUACACAUCUCUCAUUUAGAUUGUGUGGUCAAAGUUCCUGUGUACAAUCUCAUUAAAAUCAGAUCUUAGUUCUCGCUACCGCUAAACAAAGAUCUUAAGACAUCCCAUUAGGGGUCAUGUCAAAACGACCUUUCAUCCGACCAAUCAGAGCGUCGCAAACCAGAUC
Molecule: messenger RNA, 3927 nt
Organism: Haliotis rufescens (red abalone)
Lineage: Eukaryota; Metazoa; Mollusca; Gastropoda; Lepetellida; Haliotidae
Product: peptidyl-prolyl cis-trans isomerase G-like
Exons: 5
Coding region: 115-2136 (673 amino acids)
Molecular function (GO): nucleic acid binding; zinc ion binding
Source: RefSeq, a predicted model, not a curated record